Messenger RNA from Suillus paluster, 1687 nucleotides. RefSeq lists its product as uncharacterized. The record is from RefSeq and is a predicted model, not a curated record. Bases 116 to 1543 code for a protein of 475 amino acids. The transcript has 6 exons. NCBI's taxonomy places the organism in Eukaryota, Fungi, Basidiomycota, Agaricomycetes, Boletales, Suillaceae. Gene Ontology annotation, molecular function: coenzyme A diphosphatase activity.
AUUGGAGUGACGGGUGUCCUUUUCCGGCAUUGUCGGUUGCUCUAACUCUAGUUGAGUGCAUGAAGUUGCGUUUUGACUACAGUUUCGUGGACGACUUGUAAAGUAUUGUAACGAAAUGACGCAGGAAAAAUCGGACGCGGUAGUGCGUUUGUUGUCGUGUGCCCUUCACCGAAUCCGCACGACGCCUCCACGUAUAAUCGCUUCGCCAGCAACUCAGCCUCGUCGGGCCGCUGUAGCCAUCAUUAUCCGUGUUGUACCUCCCCCCAAUGCCGUCCCAGUGCCAGACGACGCCCAUUUACCCACCUUAGGUCAAUUUUUUGAACUAGACUGGGUCAAUGACCCUCUCGCACGUCCAGAAGUUCUUCUUUUGAAACGCGACGGUGCGGGCCCCUCUGCAGUUCCAGGGCAUGCUUCUGCAUUCCAGAAUUUCACUGGCGAUGGGACUUCGAAAAGCAACGGCAAGGCUGAGGCCCACGUCGCUUUCCCCGGUGGACGUACUGAAGAGGGAGAUGAAGGAAGUCUUUAUACGGCCAUGCGUCAAACAUGGGAGGAGAUUGGCUUGGACCUUGCAGAGCGUGAUUUCAUUUGCAUAGGUCAACUGGAUGACAGAGAGAUCACUACAUCGCUGGGCAAGCGACUCCUCAUGAUUCUUUCUCCUUUCGUCUUCCUGCAGCUCACUCCGAAACCGCUCCCAACAGACCCAACAGACGGGACCGCCAUCCACUGGGUACCACUCGAGACUCUUGUUAGCGCAGUUUUGCCAGGAAGUAUAGGCAAUAAGAUAAACGCAAAGAGCAGAUGGUCCAGUGUGACCGUGGAUGCUGCAUCCAGGCUUACACCUCGACGUGCCGCUAUCUUGCAUAUAUUGGUUCGAGUUCUCAUAGGCAGCAUGCAAUUCCCUGCCAUUCUGCUCGACCUUCCAGAGUCCGAAGCGAUACCGGUCUCGUCCAAAAGCUCAAUCAGCUCCGCCGCACUCCCUGGUAGCGCAUCAUAUCCUGCGCUGACGCAGGAUAAGCUCGAACAAGGAUUUACCGCUGCCAAGCCGCUUUCUGGGAAGAACCGAAACAAGUCGCAACAACAACUCAAGUUAUGGGGUCUUUCCCUUGGCAUGACUCUCGACUUAAUGGCGACUAUGAUACCGCCGCCGACGCUUUCCUCUUCUACCCUCAACCAACAGCCGACAUCUAAAAAUUUGGACAAAGUUUCCUUGCCUAGUCUGCACCUACCCUUCCAUCCAGUAGGGGGCGAAGGAAUGCGCAUCGACGCUGUCGCACCCAGCCUGGCUAGUGUUUUUCCUCGUUUCUCUUAUCCAGAUGUCAACUUCUGGAUCUGGGUUUUUGGAAAGCGUUAUCGUGAAGUUGUGCGUGGGUGGGAAGCCAGUGUGCGCGGCGGCGGCUCCAAUGUUAGACGGAUCAACUGGUCGGGCACAACACUGAACACAUUCUACGCUGCGGUUCGCAAGGCUUUGAUCGUAGUCUUGGUCCUUCGUGCCAUUGGUGUGCUGGUUGGUCUUGCAUUCGCUGCAUGGUGGGCGUUCGCAUGAGGAACCUUCUCUAAGCAGUGCCUUCUGGACACUUGCUAUUAUGGAUUUUGGCUUCUUAUUUGGAUACUAUUUUUUUUCCAUUACGAUACUUUGACGACACUUCACUAAUGUGGUCCCAGAUCGGCAUCUCACUCGUGGUCUCAG